Molecule: messenger RNA, 999 nt
Organism: Anisakis simplex (herring worm)
Lineage: Eukaryota; Metazoa; Nematoda; Chromadorea; Rhabditida; Anisakidae
Source: the annotation of a GenBank genome assembly
AUGGGAGCUGCGCCUCCCGGAAAAGACGAGCAAUCGGCGAAAACCAUCACUUUAGCCAUAUGUUCAUCAGUUGCAUUCGGCACAGUGUCCGGCUUUUGGUUUUAUUUUAGUUCGGUUUUGUUGCAACCUCUUGAUCGUUUAAAAACAUUAUCGCAGCAAGAUGCCGUCUGUAAAACGAAUGUUUUUCAAAGAACGGCCCAAGUUGUUGGUGAACAUGGAGUUAAAGACCUGUGGCGAGGGAUUGUUCCGACACUCCUCCGAAUUGUACCUGGUGUGGCUGUUUACUUUGGUUGUUUAGAAGUGGGCAGAGAUUUAUUUCCAAAAUCAAAAAAUGAGAAUGUAAAUAAUUUUUUAUUAGGUGCUAUUUCACGUUCUGUGGCUGUAAUGUUGCUCAUGCCAGCGACUGUUAUUAAAACGCGAUUUGAGAAAGUUUUGUUCUGUUCAUUAUUUCAGAGUAGCUAUUACAGAGAUUCAAGCGUUUCAUCAGCAGCAUCGAAUAUUAUCAAACAAGGGGGUGUUAGAGGCUUAUUCAAAGGGAUUGUGCCAACAUUAAUGCGCGAUGCACCCUUCUCAGGACUAUAUCUUCUCUUCUAUCGGCAGCAUUUAAAAUUACUGAGUGGAAGAGGUUCAUUUGAUAGCAUUUUGUUAUACAUUUUACAUUCAUUACCAAAAAUAUUUUUGGUAUGUUUAUUGCGGCUAAAUGAUUGUUGUUUAGAGAAACAUGCUCACAAACCAGUAACUCGAUUUGGAAGUGGCAUUUUAGCAGGUUUGAUGGCAUGUGCUGUCACACAACCAUUUGACAUCACAAAAACUCAUGUUCAGCUAUAUCCGUUAAAAUAUCGUUCAAUGUUUCACGUUGCCAGUCAUUUAUAUUCGCGUGGUGGUUUAGUAGCGUUUUUCAAUGGAUUUUGGUUACGAGCUACUAGGCGGACACUUAUGUCUGCGUUAAAUUGGACCCUUUUCGAUGAGUUGUUCGCUUCACGAGUUCAUGAUGAUUAA